Molecule: messenger RNA, 486 nt
Organism: Prunus armeniaca (apricot)
Lineage: Eukaryota; Viridiplantae; Streptophyta; Magnoliopsida; Rosales; Rosaceae
Source: the annotation of a GenBank genome assembly
AUGAAGGCAGUCAUUGAGUGUGCAACAGAGGAUGAAUGCAAGUUGUCGGAGAUUGAACUACUUCAGUCUCGGCUUUCGAAAUUGCUACAGAAGAAAAGAUGUUUGAUUGUGUUAGAUGAUGUUUGGACGGAAGACCAGGAUGAUUGGGACAAACUAAGACCUUUGUUUAGAGGGGGUCUUGAUGGAUGCAAAAUCAUUGUCACCACCCGCAGUCAAAAAAUUCCAUUCAUGAUGGACUUCCCAAAGUCACCAUUUUAUUUAAAUGGUUUGAAGGAUGAUGAUUGCUGGUCUUUGUUCAAGCAUCGGGCAUUUGGAUGCGGAGAAGAAGAGAAGUAUCCAAAUCUUACACGGAUUGGAAAGGAGAUUAUCAAAAAAGUUGGAGGUGUGCCGUUAGUUGCAAAAAGUUUGGGAAGCUCAGUGCGCUUGAAAAGAGAAGAAAAACAGUGGUUAUUUAUGCGAGAUUGUGGACUCUGGGAAUUUAGAUGA